AUGCCGCGCCUGAGCAAGAGGCGUACAGAGGAACUGAGAAACGCGGGCGGUGGGCCACACCCCCCUGCCUCUGGCAUGAACCUAGAGACCCUCAUGAGCGCCUUCCCCGAGUGGCACGACAUGGGCCUCUGGCCCCACGACAGGCUGCGGACAGCGCUCUGCGCCAGCCGCGGGAUCAGGGCCCUCGUCAAAGAGACCCUGAACCGAGACAACCACUGGAUCACGACGGUCCGUGUAAACGGAUACCGAAGGAGAGACAUGAAAUGGUUCCUCUCAGGCAUCGGGGCAAAGAUGGGCCUCAUCGGUCGCUUCACGCUGUACCUCGAAGAAGGGUACGGCUACAGGGGUGCGCGCGUACACGAAUUCACCAAGAAAGUCUGUGGAAACAGGUCCCUUGCCCCGGGUCCGACGGACCUCAUUGUCGAAGUUUCCACCGCACUCGGCCUGUUCCACAAGGAGUGCAUAUGCCACAGGCUCAGAUCCCUCGACGUCAGGGUCCACGUCGAGGAAUGGGAGCACAUCAACAGAAUGAUCCACAACAGCCGCAGCACCCUCUCGGAGCUCUCGCUGUGCAGAUACGACGGGAGCAUCGACAUGGGUUCCAGUGAUUACGCCUGCCUGAACGUGAUCAAACUCUUCAGCGGGGACUUGUUGAAUCUCAGGCGCAUCAGCCUCGGGGGCGUCAAGAUCGAUUACGUGACUGCCCUUUGCAUGAUGCGUGGCCUGCAGAGAACGGAUAGUGACCUCUUCUCGGGAAUGUUCCAGAAAAUGCACAGGCUCGACACCCUCGAGUUCAUCAGGACCGACUUCCGCACCAAGAAAGUGUUCAACCACAGGCUGCUGAAGGAGAUCGAGAACGAAUGCCAUCGCAGGGACUUUGUAGCGCACCUCAGUUUUGACCGCGUCAAGCUCAGCAACCUCCACAUGAUCUCGAAGAUGAGAUUUCUCACGGAGCUCAGCUUUGAAAGAAUCGAGUUCAGAGACUGCGGUGUGCAAACCUUCCUGGACAGCACGAGCGAUGUGUUGCCAAACGUCACAAGGCUCGCAUUCGUCGACUGUGGGCUCUGCAUGGAGGCCAUCUGCAGAAUCGUCUCCGUCCUCCACGGCGAAAGGCUGCAGCAUCUCGACGUGUCCCGCAACAAACCCAGGGAGUUGUUGACAGCGCAAGCCACAGACCGCCUCGUGACAGUCCUCUCGAGGUGUCUCGUUGAGUUCACCGCUAUGGAGACGCUCAGGAUGGAAGACAUGAACAGGGAGGUAUGGGCAUACCUCAUGAGGUUCCAGUACAUCGACCUGAAGGUGUUCGGAUGCAGAAUGAACGAGCUCUCCAGAGAGAGCGUGGCAAAGACUCCCGACCUGCCUCGGAAGCUGGAGAUACUGACGGUGGCGUUUCUCUUCAUCUCGAAGGAGGCCAGGGUUAGGACGAUAAGGGAAGGUGAUGCGCCCUGGUUCUCCGUGAUUGACCUGAUCAGCGCGCUGUGUGGUGUCGGAGGCACCAAGGAGAUCAAGAGUGUGAUGAAGCAGAUUCCAUCCGACAUCACGUCGAGGUAUCUUCAGAGGCACCUGGGGGGGAAGAAGGACACGCGCGAACCGACUGUGGACUAUGAUGGGGCGAUCAAGGUCGUCGAUGCGAUCUUCGAGAUCUGUGGCCAGCAUGCUCAACACAGGGACAAGAUCAUUGCAACCUUCAACCAGUGUGUGAGGGUCAAACCAACGAUUGAGAUUUUCCCGGGUGGGAAUAUUCGAGUGCUUUACGCCUGGCCGGAACCGCUGCUUGCUCUGAUGGACGUCGUGUCCGUUGUCUGCAACAGAGUGAAUGACCCACAACAGACUCGCUUUGCAACUGAAACUUUGGGAUCGAUCUUCAAUCGUUUUCCGGAAACCCUCGAUGAUGUCGAUUACUUCCAGUUUUUUGGCCAGGGUCAAAAAGAGACCCCGUGUAGCAACCUGGACACCGCCUUGAAAGUCGCCACACACAUCCAGAGCAGCACAGCAGCACAAUUCCGCAGUGUGACUAUCGACACGCUGAAGAAGGUCUUGGCUGGUGACCCGAGUCUUCAUGGAGUACUCGCCCGCAAUCGUCAGUCGGGGAGUGCAUUGUCGAACAUCGCGCGCGAGAGUAUUGCGGGAACCCAGACAGCGGGGGACGUUGAGAGAGAGCCCAAAAGGCAGAAGGUGGACGAUGCAUCCGACAUGAUGCUGUUGAGGGUUCCCGAGCACUGGAAUGCCGACGAGUGCCACCGGGUGGUUGUGGAGGUCACGAAGGUGGUGGAGAAGAAGAUUCAACUGACUGAAUGCAAGACGGAGAAGCUGAAGGUGAAGUUGGAGGUGAACAAGGGGGACCUUGACCGGUUGAAGCAAUUGGGGGAGAACAUGAAGGUGGAAUUGGAGAUUGGCAAGGUGAAGGUGGAGCAAGAGAAGUGUUGUGUUGACAAGGAGAGGUCGACAGCGGAGAGAAUCAAGUGUGAGAUGGAGAUGGAGAGGUUGAAGAUGUUUUCUGCGGCCAACAACAGGGAGCAAUCCACGGCAGAAGUGAGAAGGAAUCGGACGAGCUUCGACAAGUGGACACUGGCGAGCAUCAUUGAGCGCAAGUUGGCGAAGUGCCCGAGGCACUUGAUUGGGAGCAUUCCAAUGGAGCACUACCCGAAGCUCGACAGGGCCCUGUCGCAACUGUAUUUGAAGCAGAAUGGUGUGCUUCCGCCGACGGACGGAGUCUGCUAUUUGACAGACCCUUCCGUGGCUAUCCAUUCGUAUGACGACUAUCAGAUCGUCUGCCUUUCCAUGACGUGCAAAAGCAUCCAGCACAUCCUACAAGGCGAGAGAGUCUGUCGCCAACUGAUACAGAAACGCCUGGAGAGGUGCCGCGAGGCUCACUCGGAGAUGAUUCGUGCAAUGGGCCUGCAGUGGGGGGCUGUGCUGUGGGAAAGGCCCAAACGGCACAGUGACAUGCGCCUGCUCUCCCUCUACUCGUUCGGGGGCUGCAUGUUGUGUGGUAGGAAGUGUCGUACAGUGUACGAGGGCUGGUCCAUCAGAAUGUGCAAGAAUUGCUUCAUUUUCGAGACAGUUGGGGAGAGGAUCAUCGAUGUGGCAUACGAACUCGAACGGAACCAGUACGCGCAUCUCCCGUGCAGGGUUCUGCAAUACAGGAGAAAGUUUCUCAAGUCCGAUAUUGAGGCGAUAUCGGGGAAAUACCUGGAUUCCGAUGACAUCGAUGACGCGUUCGCGAGAAAGCGAGACAUGGAGAGGCAGUGGGAGCUUGACUUGGAGAGGCAGAUGCUGCAUCGACAGCUGGAGGAAAAACGUGCACGCAGGCGGGCCAAGGUUUCUUGCGCCUGCGGCGCGGUCGUCUGCCAAGGGUCCUUCACCGCACACCAAAGAUCCUUAAAAAGCACAUUCGGGGGAUGA
Messenger RNA from Guillardia theta CCMP2712, 3405 nucleotides. RefSeq lists its product as hypothetical. Lineage: Eukaryota; Cryptophyceae; Pyrenomonadales; Geminigeraceae. The record is from RefSeq and is a predicted model, not a curated record. Bases 1 to 3405 code for a protein of 1134 amino acids. The transcript has 4 exons.